AUCCUUUAGACUCUCUGAAUUUGAGAGCUAGGUAUGCAGUUUCUUCCUCAGCUCGUGCAAAAUGGAGCGCCUUAUGGAGGGCAUCGUCCAAGCGUAGUUGCGAAAGGUUUCCAUAUCUACGAUGCUUCUGGGAUCGAGGAGUACACCGGUGGGACGCUGCGUCGCGUGUUGUUGAACGGCAUUGGAGUUCCCGUCGAGAUGGCGAGUAGCCUCGUGGUAGGAGCGGUGGAGACGGUAACCUGGGAAGGUCGGUGUGACUCGCGCCUCUGCUUCCGCGGAUGGGUUUCUCAGGGAAGAGGUUGUAGGCGUGGGUCAAUCGAUUAUAGGUGCGAAUGCGACCUAUCGGUUAACGCGAGGGUUUACCUCUUUUCCCCUAAAGUCGAGGUGAGUUCGAGGGGUCGACUCCGAAGGGAGAGUCGUGCCGCUAGGGCGGACGGAGGUCGACGGAGGAUCUGGGGUUGCCUGGGGGGGUCUCCCUGCUUCAGGUCGAUCCGGCUAGGAGAUCCCGACGUGCUGCGAUCUCCUCCUCAUUCAACUUGCGUCGGUGGAGGAGGUUGUUCCAAGUCGGACGAGGUCAAGUUUUCGGGUUGGUUCUCCGCUUUGAUCUCACGGGGGUUUGUGGUUUGGAUUCCUGACGGGAGAUCCGUUGGGAGGCGUUGCUCCAGGUCGAUGACAUUUGAGAUCGAAGCUGAGGAGCCGGAUUUUGUUGAAUCGGAGGACAUGGGAUCCAUUUUUGUUGUUUCGCAACGGAUGCGUUAGCUUCGGUGUCAGAAGAAUCUAU
Messenger RNA from Arabidopsis arenosa, 781 nucleotides. Lineage: Eukaryota; Viridiplantae; Streptophyta; Magnoliopsida; Brassicales; Brassicaceae. The record is from the annotation of a GenBank genome assembly.